AUGGCGGUACUGAGCGAAGAUGUCCUCUUAUACCUCAAGGAGAAAAACAUCCCCAUGCUUUUUGAGCAAAUCGUUCAGAAUAUCAUUUCCGAUGCCCCGGAAAGGCCAAUGAGUUACAUCGGAGAUCUGAUGCGCCGCGGCAUCCCUUUGCAAAUAUUCAUUGCUGGUCCCGCCGGCAGCGGCAAGCGCACACAAUGCAAAAACAUCGCGGACCGGCUCGGUGUGGUGUUAAUCUCUUCCGGCCAGGUUCUUACUCGCGGCGUGGAAAGUGGCAGCGAGACAAGCCAACUGGCACAUUCCUAUGUUUCACGUGGUGAGCGGGUGCCGGACACGCUGGUGUCAAUGAUAAUGAAAGACCGAUUGUCGCAAAGCGACGCGCGUGAGAAAGGUUGGUUGGUCGAGGGCUACCCACGCAACGCACAACAGGCACAGGCCGUGGAGGAGUGUGGUGUGAUACCACAGGUCUUUAUACUGUUGGAUCUGCCUGAAGAUUUGUCCUUCAGGCGCCUUGAGCAUCGCCGCUACGACCCCGCCACCAAUAAAGAGUACCACAUGCUGGAUAAUCCACCACCGGCGGAGGAUGUCGCGUUAUGCGAGCGGCUCGUGCAGAGGGAUGCAGACUUUCAUGAGUCAAUCGCGAAGCGCCUGGCACAGUACUACGAAAGCAUUGAGGGCGUUAAGAAGCACCUCGGGGCCGUUAUUGAAGUAGUGGAUGCCAGAAAAUCUGUUGAGGAUGUUGAGCGGGACAUACUUGCCGCGGUGGAGAAGCACCGCUUUCGCUAA
This is a messenger RNA of Trypanosoma brucei brucei TREU927, 783 nucleotides long. RefSeq names its product adenylate kinase, putative. Gene Ontology annotation, molecular function: ATP binding; nucleoside diphosphate kinase activity; AMP kinase activity. Bases 1 to 783 code for a protein of 260 amino acids. Gene Ontology annotation, biological process: nucleoside triphosphate biosynthetic process. NCBI's taxonomy places the organism in Eukaryota, Euglenozoa, Kinetoplastea, Trypanosomatida, Trypanosomatidae. The record is from RefSeq and is a predicted model, not a curated record. Gene Ontology annotation, cellular component: cytoplasm. The transcript has a single exon.